Molecule: messenger RNA, 1664 nt
Organism: Linepithema humile (Argentine ant)
Lineage: Eukaryota; Metazoa; Arthropoda; Insecta; Hymenoptera; Formicidae
Gene: CPR16
Cellular component (GO): chitin-based extracellular matrix
Molecular function (GO): structural constituent of chitin-based larval cuticle
Source: RefSeq, a predicted model, not a curated record
AUGAUACUCACGAUUUUGUGCGGUCUCGUCAUCGGACAAUCUAUUGCUUUGCCAAUCGCCAAUGUCUGGCUGAGUCCGAUACCAGCCCUUUCGCCGUUGAGGCAGUAUCACAUGCAGGACGGAUCGGGGUCUUAUCAGUAUUCUUUCACGGGGCCGCAUCAUGCCAAAGCGGAAUCCACCUUGAACGGCGUAACGCAGGGUGGAUAUUCCUAUAUUGAUGCAAACGGAAUUUUGCAAACGGUUUCGUACACGGCGGACGAUAAAAAUGGAUUUAGAGUCAGAGCGAGUAAUAUGCCGCAACCUCCGAAAAAUGACCUGCAAACAUUGCAAGACACGCCGGAAGUAGCCGCGGCGAAGACUAAUCAUCUCUCAGAAUUGCGAAAGGCUAAUUGGCAGGAUAAGAAUCUCUUGUCGUACAAAAUCCUGCCAUCGUAUUUCAGUUUCGCUCAAGUUCAGCAAGAGGGAAACAGCAAAGCCGACCUGAAUUUGAACACGCGGGAAACAGAGGACACCAAGAAUCCGUUCUUACUGUCAAGAUCGGAGGCAGAGGGAAUUGAUGUUCCUAAGCCGGAUCCGAGUCUUUCGAAAGUAUCGCCUGCAAGUCCCACUGGCUCCACCACUGCCAUCACUUCGUCAUUACCCAUUUCAUCAUCAUUGAGGGAGAACAUUCUUCUCAAGGACGACGAACAAGCGUCCAAUCAGAAUACCUUGCAGUUGGUGCCGCUUGCCAGCAGCAUUCAAAGACCGAUGGCCAUGCCCGCGCCUUAUGUAGUUUCCGUGCUACCUUACAGAUUUCUUCACAGUUCGUUACAUCACACCCAGGACUCUCUGGGCCAAUAUGAUUACAGUUACACCGGCGAUUCCAGUGCCAAAACCGAAUCUAGGUCGCUCGAUGGCACCACUAGGGGCGCCUACAGUUACAUCGACGCCAAUGGGAUUCUUCAGCAGGUGCACUACAUCGCUGAUCAGAAUGGCUUCAGGGUCCUGGCAACUAAUCUGCCCGAAGCGAAAUGAUGAUACCGAUGAAGCCGUAGAAAAUGUCCCGUGAGACGUGAAAGCGUUUUUGUCUAUCAAAACGCAAUGUUGAUCCAUGAUUUUUGUCAAAAUUUUGGAUAAAUCAAACGCUGAAUUUCAUCUCGCGAAAUUUCGCGCGAAAAUAGACAAAGUGCAUUUUGAAGUGCAUUCUGGACUUCUGCAAAUUAAAAGAGAGAACAAAAAAAUGAUAUAUAUUUUCGUAAAGUUCGAGUAUGUUGAGAAAUUCAUUUGAAUCAGAGUAUGAAAAAUGAAGGAAUAUAUUAAAUUUAUGUGGUUCGUAUAUUUAUUUAAUGCGUUUUCUCGUUCAGUAAAUACCGGUGUCGGGAUUUCGAGGAAAUAUUUCGCGAAUGCUUCUCGAGUUUGUUCAAAUAAUACUCGCGGAAAUGCAGAGGAACGGACUUGAUUCGUAUUCGAGCGUCCUUUUAAGAUUAAUUUUAUUUGUUUAUAAUGUUAAGCUUUGCGACCGUGAUCAUCAUAUGGUAAAUUAUUUGAUAAUACCGUAGACAUUCUACCUUCAUCAUUAUCUUUAGCAUCAUUAGCGCAUAGUAAUGCCAUACUUUGAAAUUGUUAGUAGAGUCUCUCUUUGCAUUUAUUGAUUAUAUUUCGUGAAUAAAAAACUGCAACCUCUA